AUGUCGAACAAGGCGGAUUCGAGGAGAGCGGCAGCGGUGUCAGAGGCGCUGCCCACGUUUGGCGUGGGUGCCGUGGUGGCACUCAUGGGCAUCCGUGGAUUCACUGCCACCAAAUCCAUUCCCAGCUUACUGGCAGGUCUGGGCUUCGGCACCCUGUUCGGGGUGGGCGGUUACCUCAUCCAGGACCCGGCCACCAGCGCCUCUGGCCGCACCAUCGCCCUCGCCACGUCGCUGACGCUGGCGGGCGUGAUGGGGAGCCGAUUCGCGCGGACGCGCAAGCUGUACCCGGCGGGCGUGCUGGCGGCGGUGGGCGCCGGGUCUUCGGCGUGGCACGGCUACUCGGUGUUCGUGCGGGUCGAGCACCAAGUCGCCGACGCCCUGCACUCCGCCAAGGAGACCGGCAAGCACGAAGUCGAGAAGAUCGAACGCAAGCUCAGCGGCAAGGACUGA
Acanthamoeba castellanii str. Neff is the source of this 450-nucleotide messenger RNA. Its product is annotated as transmembrane proteins 14c protein. NCBI's taxonomy places the organism in Eukaryota, Discosea, Longamoebia, Acanthamoebidae. The record is from RefSeq and is a predicted model, not a curated record. Gene Ontology annotation, cellular component: membrane. The transcript is spliced from 3 exons. Bases 1 to 450 code for a protein of 149 amino acids.